Molecule: messenger RNA, 846 nt
Organism: Camellia sinensis
Lineage: Eukaryota; Viridiplantae; Streptophyta; Magnoliopsida; Ericales; Theaceae
Source: RefSeq, a predicted model, not a curated record
UAGUGAACAUGAGCUACUACCACCAAAGUUACCAAAAGUGAUUUUAAAAAGGUCAAUUCCGGUAGAUGAUGGUGCUGAGUCUUCAACAGUUUUGCCUUAUCAUAUGAAGCUUAGGAGGGAAAGCAAACGAAAAAAAAGCAAACAUAUACUCUCACCCUAUGAUGUUGAACUUGGCAAGGAAGCUACAAUGAAAAAUAAACAAGUUGUUGUGUUUCCUGAACAACAUUCGAUAAAGGUAUACUUAUGUUUUCUUAUAGAAACUCAUUUUUAGGAGAAUAUUCAAUUACAUACUUUAUGAAAAUGUUAUUAAUUAUUGGUUAAAAACAAAUUUCUGAGUUGUUGAGUAUGCCAACUCCCAUGAAAGGAUUUGAUUUGCCACCGCUUUCAGUUGAGGAUAAAUUGAUAAGAGACUAUUUGUUUCAUCGUAGUAAAUUGGAAAGUGAAAUUCUUAUUAACUUUGAUAUUCAACAUGGAACGCGCAAAAACAUAUGGACAUUAGAUCGUGGUUGUUGGCUUGAUGGACAACAACAUAUUUUGCAACACAAGGUUCAUAAGCCAAACAUGCUCAAGUCCUAUUUUGGAACAAAACGGUACACGGGAAAAAUUGAAUCAUGUGAAAGGGUGUACAUUCCAAUUAAUGAUGCGGGUGAACAUUGGUAUAUGUGUGUGGUAUACAUGCGACAACAAGUGGUAUAUAUCCUUGAUCCGUAUAUAUCAAGAAGAAGUAGAACUCGGCCAACUCAAGUAAAAAAAGUGGUUGAAGUGUUACAUGACUUAUUGGGAAUUCAGUACAAGAAUGCAUAUACAAAUAAAAUUACCAAGUUUCCAAUUAGAACACUUGAAUAG